Messenger RNA from Humulus lupulus (European hop), 642 nucleotides. RefSeq lists its product as uncharacterized. The record is from RefSeq and is a predicted model, not a curated record. The transcript is spliced from 3 exons. Bases 1 to 642 code for a protein of 213 amino acids. Lineage: Eukaryota; Viridiplantae; Streptophyta; Magnoliopsida; Rosales; Cannabaceae.
AUGUCGAGUUAUGUGAAAUUCAUAAAAGAGAUUUUAUCGAAGAAACGAAGGUUGGACGACUUUGAGACAGUGGCACUUACUGAAGGGUGCAGUGCAAUUCUCCAAAGGAAGCUUCCACAAAAGCUUCAAGAUCUGGGGAGCUUUACUAUCCCUUGUACUAUAGGGAAAUUUGAAUGCAAACAUGCUCUUUGUGAUCUUGGAGCAAGUAUCAAUCUCAUGCCUCUAUCUGUAUUUCGAAAGCUUUGUCUUGGUGAGCCAUGGAGGAGGAUACAACGGUUCCCAUUAUUCUUGGGACCAUUCUUGGCUACCGGACAAGCCCUCAUUGAUGUGAUCAAAGGUGAGUUUAGGUUGAGAGUUCAAGGGGAAGAAGUGGUCUUUAAUGUAUUUAAGGCCAUGUCUUAUCCAAGAUCAAGUGAUAGUUGCUUUAAUGUUGAUGUGAUUGAUGGGGUGGUUUCGAAAAAGAGGAUUACUAAUGAUCCUCUUGAGUUGGCUUUGGCUUUAGGUGAUGAUAAUGAAGAGGAGGAAUGGGGACUCAUGAAUAUAAUUCUUAUGGAAGAAGAUAGCAAACCCUCCAUUGAAGCUCAACGAAGGCUAAAUCCAUCUAUGAAGGAUGUUGUUCUGAAGCAAGUACUGAACUGGUAG